Messenger RNA from Amoebophrya sp. A120, 4772 nucleotides. Lineage: Eukaryota; Dinophyceae; Syndiniales; Amoebophryaceae. The record is from the annotation of a GenBank genome assembly.
GCGAUUUCGACUACCCAACUUGUUCCCGACCCAUAAUAUUUGCCUUUUGCGGAAAAAAGCGAUUUCUUUUUGCAAAGAGAAAGAUCGUCUUGCUGCUCGUCGUGCCGCGAUUCUUGAUUUCACCGUAGUGGUGUAGUAUCUCUUUUUUCAUUUGCACUCCCCCUAAGUGGCAGCACAAAUUCAAAUCCUACAACCCCGGCCCCGCUUCUAAAGAACAUAACCAUGUUGAUGCGAAAAAUGUCACGCCAAGUGCGAGCGGUGCGCAGCAAGGUGCUAAACCUAAACGGGUUGUGUGAAGGCACCAAGAACACCUCGUCAUGGGUGGCACCGGCGCCUUCGACGGAGGCACCUCUAGUAUCGCCGUCUUCAUCUUCUAGCGGGAACGGGAUGUUCAUGAGCAGGAGAAGUGCUACUACUAGUACUAGUAGCCCCUCCUUCGCAAGGAGCUUCGGUAGCUUGUCCCGCGGCGGCACCACAUCAAGCAGCUCUUCAGGCACGAGAAGGCUCUUCUUGCUCGACGGGGCGAAUAGCUCUUCAAGAGGUGCGCUCAGCAAUUGUUCGAUGGGAAGGAUAUUGACGCGACGGGAAAAUGACAAACUGUCUUGUAUUCAUCCGUCAGGGGCGGGGACCAUAUCAAGAUCGUGUCUCCUCGGAGGUCCGUCUCGCGCCUUCUGGAGUUCUUCUUCCAGCGCUUUGGCCCCCAAUACGACGGGGGCGAGUCUCCAGGCGUCAUCGUCAUCCGCUGCGCAAACGGCCAGCAGCUAUGCGGGACCUGAGAGUCACAGUGUUGAAGUUGCAUCAAGCGCGAGUACGAGAAAUGCAAUAAGUUCUGUAUGUGACGCAUCAUCCACCACCGACCAAGUGGAGGGCUCUUCCGCCUUCCGCAGCGGGAACGACGGCGGAACUUCUGGAACAAAGCUUGGGCCAGCCUCGCCAAGCACCGACUUCGGAGCUGCAGCUACAAGUGGGACGAAUACAACAAGAGCCUCAAACUCUGUUUCAACAUCCGCAGGGCAACAUUCACAAGUAGCGGCUUCAGACGACUUGGUAGCUUCCAGAGCCUCCCAAAUAACGCCAAGAACUAGUCCGUCAUCAUCUCAACAUUCGCUAACCAACGCUUUGGACAGCUUGGAGAGCCACUACCGGCAGUCCGUGACCAAGAAUGGGAUGCGCGUCGCCUCCCUGAACGCGAUUUCGGACACCUCCGUGACCGUGGGUGUGUGGAUCGACGCGGGGUCGAGGUACGAGACUAAGGAGUCCAACGGCUCCGCGCACUUCCUCGAGCACAUGACCUUCAAGGGCACCGCGAAGCGGACGCGACACCAGCUCGAGACGGAGAUCGAAAACAUGGGCGGCCACCUGAACGCGUACACCAGCCGGGAACAAACCGUGUACUACGCCAAGGUCUUUCCCUACGACCUGGACCACGCGCUGGACAUUCUGAGUGACAUUUAUCCACAGAAAAAAACCCAUCCACAUCCAAUUUGUCAUGCAAAACGUGCUGAAAGUCCUGUGCUUGUCAUGCAAAAAAUGGAUGGGGAUGGGUUUUUUUCUUUGGAUAACAUUCUGGGCAAGUCGGCCAUCCACCCGCGGUCGGUGGAGGACGAAAGGUCGGUGAUAACGAGAGAGAUGGAGGAAGUCGAGAAAAGUAUCGAGGAAGUCAUCUUUGACAGGCUGCACUUGGCCGCAUUCAAGGACCACAUGCUGGGGUAUGAUGUAAACUUAUGCUAAAUGGAUUUGGAUUGUAAGUGAAGCUACUGAUGACAUUUAAACUUGAUUUGCUCGACGUUCUGUUUUUGCUGGCGCCUGUCGUGAUUGAUAGAUUCGCGCUUUUACAUGAGAGAAGAUUUUUCGGAGUUUUCGCUCGUGUUUUAGCAUAAGGCCGUGCAAUGUAUAUUGAUUGAUAGAUUGUUUUGACGAGGCCAUCAGGAUGCAAUUGGAAUUGCAGUCAUCUGACUCUGAAUUUAUUUACAUAAAUGAUUGGGCUGCCUGCAACAAGUAGAAGGCUCCGAGUGUUAUAUGAGUGACAAUUUUAUUUCGGAACAAGAAACACCCAUAUAACCACAUCUUCAACAAACCUACAGCGCCACGAUUCUCGGGCCCGUGGAGAACAUUCACCACCUGCAGCAGAAACACCUGCGAAAUUACGUGGACACCAACUACACCACCGACCGGAUGGUGGUUGUCGCCUGCGGUGCGGUCGAUCACGACGAUCUUGUCGCGAACGUGGAAAGAUAUUUCGACGGCUUCCGCACCCAUCCGACCGGGUUCACGCCCUACACCCGACCGCAUUGGAUGCUGGAGGAAGGAGAAGCGUCUUCGUCACCUAGUAAUAUGACGCCUUCAUCCCGCAGUAACGGGGCGGUGGUGAAUCAUGACGAGCAAGUAGAUGCUGGACAACAUGCGGCAGCGGGGGCGGCCAGUAGCAACUCUACUACUUCUAUUGGCGCAGGAGCUUCUGCUCCGAAAAUUGAAAAUCCUCAAUUUUGUGGUGCCGAGCUCCGGUAUGCGACGCCAGUCGGGGAGAAAACCUCUCUCAGCUCCCACGGCGCCGAGCCGCAGCCGCACCAGCUAGCCCACUUCGCGAUCGCGUUCGAAGGUGUGCGCUGGACCUCGCCCGACGCCGUGCAUUUCAUGGUCCUGCAGUCCCUGCUCGGGGUCUUCAAGCGGGACGAGUCCCAGAAGCUGCUGCCCGGGGUGUUUUCUGCAAAUCCGCUGAUACGAAGCCUGACCGCGAGACUGGAGCAGCAGCUGCUGCACAAACUCUUCAGCGACGAAUAUGGCGUUCUCAAAUGUUACAUUCUGAACUGUUACAUGAAUUUGUCAUGCAAAAUGACCAUGACCCGCCAGACGAUGAAGCUGCUGCGCAUGACAAAUUCUCGGAGGGCUAAGCAGCACUAUAAUCCGCACGAAACCUGUAAUGCAAGACGCGCAAGGUUCUCCCUCUCACCUGUGCUGGUCUUGCAUUACAAAUUCAUGUAACAGUUGAGAAUGUAACAGUUGAGAACGCCAUAACGAAAACGGCGAGGAGAUGCUGAUCGCGAAGCCAGACUAUGUUAUACCGCCAGCGGCGGACAGUACCGCGCAGCAAGAAGAAGGUGGCUCUGGCUCGAGUAGUGGCGAUUCUGUGGCUGGUUCAUCAUCUUCAUCUAGUAGCGCGGCGGCGGUGGACCACGAGCAGGUUGCAGAUGCUUCACAAACUGCCGGCACAGAUGAAAUAUUCAACGAGCCGCCAUACCACGAGAAGUUCGAAGGGAUGAAGGUCAGCGACGCGCUGGAAAAAAUGUCCGACCCCGAAAUCGCACAAUUGCAACACGACCGCUACGCGAAGCUCUUGCAGGAGGACCCCACCUUUCAGCCAGCGUUCUGCGAGCAAUACAGUGCCUUCAACACGUGCUACCGGGUACUACUAUAAAUAAUAGCUGUUUAUAACAAGCACACCAAGAUGAACUAGAAGCGGUGGCUUCAUCAUUCUCGUUGUAGGCUGUUUUUUGCCGCUGAUUUUAUGUUGUUUGAGUAUAGAGCUGUUGCAGUUUUAGAGUUUCUUCAUAUCAUUACAAGUUGUAUCGUUUCGAAAUUUCAAAAUCAAUCCACAGGACACCGGUCUUUUUGGCGUCCACGCGGCGUGUAGCCCGGACGCGGUGCGCACCGUGGUCGAGGAGAUCAUGUUUGGCAUCAACCGCCUGUCGCACUUCGAGCAAGUCCCUACGGCCGAGCAGGAGCUCGCGAAGGCGAAACGAGAAUUGAAAACCAUCCUCUUCGCGGCACAGGAUAACACGACCAACAUCGCGGAAGAAAUCGGCCGCCACCUGCUCGUCUACGGACGAUAUGCAUCGCAAAAGUAUUAAUAUGUCGCAGUGUGCAUUGCAAACGCGAUCGGGAUCGCAUUCUACAAAGCUUCUUGCAAUUUGAUGGAUGAAAGAUCGAAAUUGUAUAUCCAGCUGGAGCGAGUACUUCUACUUCCAGUCCACUUUUUAUGUACCAGUACCUCUUUCAGCUGCACUUGCAUUUUUAGCGGCACAACUGUCAUGCCAUGUUGGUACCCUACAACUCGAUUCAAUCCUCAACACAAGUGCGACAUGGUUUAGUACUUUUGCAGAGGAUAGAGGAAGAAUACCGCCCCAGGAGAUGGACGAACGAUUGUCAGCGAUCAGUGUGGCGGACAUUGAGCGUGUCGCAAAGACGUACUUGAAGGGGAAGGAAAUCGCGGUGACAGCCUUGGGGCCCAUCGAGGAAAUGCCCACGCUGGAGGAGAUCAAGCACCUGAACCAGAUGGACGGGAAUUCCAACAAUUUUCAGGGGAUGGUCAGCGCGAGUACAUGAACUACUUCUCCGGCCUGACUCUGAUCCUGAAGAAAUGCAUUCCGUCCUGUCUUGUGAAGCAGGAUGAGUAAAUUCAUUUGAAGAUUCAUUGCUUUGUAAUAAAGAGUGCCGCUAUUUUACUUUCUGUGUAGGAUGGUCGUGAUUGACCACUUCUAUCCCUUCGGUUCUUCGUAGUUCUUGGCGACUUCUUCGAAAAUGAGCAAAGGCGAGCGCUUCUGCCGUUUAGAGGAAUAAAGGAUACACGAUACACCAACAUUCUCUCCCAAGUGCCAACAAUAAGGCACGCGUGGGUAGGUGGCCAGGGUAUUUGAAAUGAAACAUCAAGAGGGGAACAAUUGAAAACAGCGACUACGACAUACUAUGAGUUACAACAAGGUCGAAAACGAAACAGCACCAACGUGGUGAACAGGAGGAAAUAAAGAUUAUACGCAAAAACCAACGGCCUAGAU